AUGACCUGCACCCAGCCUGGAAGAGUUGUGACCCUGGUUGAAGAUGCUGAGGGGUGCGUGUGGGGCGUUGCUUACAGAUUACCGGCUGGGAAGGAAGGAGAAGUGAAGGCCUACCUGGAUUUCCGGGAGAAGGGCGGCUACAGGACCACCACGGUCAUCUUCUACCCGAAGGACCCGUCAGUGCAGCCCUUCGACGUGCUGCUGUACAUCGGCACCCGCGACAACCCCAACUACCUGGGCCCCGCGCCGCUCGAGGACAUUGCGCGCCAGAUCCUGGGCGCCGCCGGGCCUAGCGGCAGGAACACGGAAUAUCUGUUUGAGCUGGCCAACUCCAUCAGGAACCUCGUGCCAGAGGAUGUGGAUGAGCACCUCUUCUCCUUAGAGACACUGGUCAAGGAGCUCUUGAACAAGCACCAAAAUCUCAACUGUCUAUAAAGUAACAACAAGCUGGUUCUGUCGUCAGAGAAGAGGUUUUGUUGGCCAUGGGCAUGUGACGGGGAGGAGUGUUCCUCUGUAUUGUGCUAUCCUAAUUAAUACUGCAUAUCUUAAUUAAUGCUGCAUUCAGAAUAGGAGUUGGUUGCCUAAAGCGAAACUGCCAAAAUCAUUCUUCAAGGAGUCCGGAGAAAGGCGAGCAAGGAAAGUGUUCUAGGUUUGAAUUUUGUAUCUUAGCUUUUCAUCCAAAGACUACACCUCAGGACAACCACUUAAACUUCUCUUUAUGUUUUGUUAUUAUUUUAGGUUUCAAAUAAAUCUUUAGAAUACUUUUGACUUCAAAAUCAGCAUGCAGAAACAUAGUUCCAAAGGUCUAAGUGAUAGUUUGUUCUGAUUCCAGACCACAGUGCAGGAAUUUUAAGUGAUUGGCCUAAAUUGUGUAGUAGAACAUUUAUAUCAACAUUCAACUCCUCUGAAAUGAAGUUACACCACUGAAUUAGUCAUCUCACCCUUUAGAUGUUAAUUUAUCCUUAAAUGCAGAGGAAUAAACCAUUUUAUUGUAAAGGAAAUAAUUCUUUCCCUUGGCUGCUGAUGUCAAGCCCUGAAAACCAAAACUCUGGGCACUCUGACUCAAACAAGCCAUAACCUAUCAGUGCCUCAUUUUAAUUUUUAAUC
Messenger RNA from Cyanistes caeruleus (blue tit), 1107 nucleotides. NCBI's taxonomy places the organism in Eukaryota, Metazoa, Chordata, Aves, Passeriformes, Paridae. The record is from RefSeq and is a predicted model, not a curated record.